GAAGCGACCCGGCGGCAAGAGGCUCCUUCGUCCCCCUAGGCGGCAGGGAGGCUCCCGCUAUCUCUGUGGUGGCUCCGGAAGGCGACGGAGGGAACUGCGGCGCGAUGGGGGAGCAGCGGGAGGCUUCGGUUUCGGCGGCGGCGGUAGCGCACAGCAGCAACAUGCAGCGUGUGAAAGUGUACCGUUUGAGGGAUGGAGGCAAAUGGGAUGAUCAGGGGACAGGGCACGUUGCUGUUGACUACAUCGAGGGUUCAAAAGAACCUGGUUUGACUGUUUUGGAUGAAGAAGACAACGAAACACUGCUUGUCCACAAUAUUACAUCUGAAGAUAUCUACAGAAAGCAAGAAGAAACAAUCAUCUCAUGGAGGGAUCCAGAAGCAGCAACAGAAUUAGCAUUGAGCUUUCAGGAGGCUGCAGGGUGCUCCUACAUAUGGGACAACAUCUGUGAUAUUCAGAGAAACCUUCAGUUUAGUAACCUUGGCGGUCUUGAAGUUGGUCCUCGUCCAGCUUCGGAACAUCUAGAAGCCUCUAGAGUAUUGCAUUCACAUGAUGAGUCCUUUCGCUCUGUUAACGGUGAACUGAGGGAACUUCCACCUGUUGAUUUGUCCAAUCUUCCUUUGAUUUUGAAGACUAUAUUGGAGGGUGGCAUUACAGAUCAAAUGCGUGUGGCCGAGUUGAUAACACAAGAUCGUGAUUUUUUCCCCAAGCUGCUGGAUAUUUUUAGAAUGUGUGAGGAUUUAGAGAAUUUAGAUGAUCUCCACAUGAUAUUCAAAUUAGUCAGGGGAAUCAUAUUGCUGAACAGCCCAUCGAUCUUUGAUAAGAUAUUCUCUGAUGAGUUUAUUCUUGACAUCAUAGGCGCCCUUGAAUGUAUGAUUUCUCCUCCAGUCCUUUGUUUCUUCCUGUUUCUCCCAUAAUGUUAUGGCGCUGCUAGAAGGAGGCGUGAGAGGGCCGGCCGGGGGCCUUUUUGCCCACGGCCGGGCAAGAGGGAAGGGAUUUCCUUCUUAAUUCUUGCUUGAUUAGAUUGAUACAUCUUCUCCCCUUAUAUAGAGAGGUUUACUUGACUCCCCAGCAAGGCUUACUUGACCCCUAAGCAAGCGACCCUUAUCUCUAAUUAACCCUAAGACUAACGGGCUAUACCGCCAGCCCAGGCCCAUUAGGCCCAUUACGUACUCUAACACUACACCCCACCUGGACAUGCAGCUUGUCCUCGAGCUGCAACCUAACCAACUUAUAACCAUGACUCGACGCAACACAAACCUAACACCUAAAAACAAGCCUUUUACAUCUCGGCUUGUUUUAUUACUCUCAACCUGAAAUGGACUGGGACACUUUAUUUUGGACCCCUGA
Triticum urartu is the source of this 1347-nucleotide messenger RNA. The record is from RefSeq and is a predicted model, not a curated record. NCBI's taxonomy places the organism in Eukaryota, Viridiplantae, Streptophyta, Magnoliopsida, Poales, Poaceae.